Molecule: messenger RNA, 2791 nt
Organism: Solea senegalensis (Senegalese sole)
Lineage: Eukaryota; Metazoa; Chordata; Actinopteri; Pleuronectiformes; Soleidae
Gene: anapc2
Product: anaphase promoting complex subunit 2
Exons: 14
Coding region: 229-2646 (805 amino acids)
Biological process (GO): ubiquitin-dependent protein catabolic process
Cellular component (GO): anaphase-promoting complex
Molecular function (GO): ubiquitin protein ligase binding
Source: RefSeq, a predicted model, not a curated record
GGAAGUACACGAAGAAGAAGCAAACCCGCGAUUCCCAAGCAGGGAUCAUGUCACAUCACUUCAGAUUAAAAAUAAUGUAAUAAUACGACAUUAUUUGGAUGUCAAAACGUCUUUAUAUAGAAUACGUGAUGCUUUACGUAGACGUGUGGUGUACGGCACAGCGACACGAAGCAUACGCGUUGCUGUGAUGUUAGCUCAGUUCGUUUUUAGUGAAGAAAUUGUCAGAAAAUGGAAGAAAUUGUGAUGGAAUCAGACUCGGUUGAGGUGUCGGGGUCGGCUUCUUGUGUCGGCGUCGCUGUCGCGUGGGAAACGGUCACCACGGCUCUGGUGUCUCCUGGCAGCUCGGUGGACGAUCAGAGCCUCUCGAACUCCCUGACUCUGCUGUGCAGUCAGGGUCUGGACCGGCUCCUGUGCAGCUGGCUGCUGGAGACUCUGCAGAUGCGUUUGUCAGCCUGUGUGGCUCCUGAGUUCUGGCGUGGACUGGAGCAGCCGGAGAACGAGCUGGAGGAGAGAGACCGGGCCUCGGUCCUCCUCGCCGCCUUUCGGACCCUGUUGGACCGGCUGGAACCUUUUCUGGGUGGUUUGCAGCGGCUGGGAAUGUGGCAGGAUGAGGGUCGUGGGGGCCUAUGUGGCCCGGGGCCCUCUGGCCUCCAGGAGCGGGCCUUCACCAUCAUCAGGGCCCUCCUCCUUUUCUCCCCGGCUCCGAUUCUCCAGGAGCGUGUGCUGGAGUUUUACAGCAGGACGUUCUCUGUGUACAUGAACCAGCAGGGGGAGUGCGAGGAUGGGGCCGAGGUCCCUGACGCAGCAGGGGGAGGAGUUUGCCGUGGCUGCGGGGUUCUGAUGCCACACUGCUGGUGUCAGGAGGCUGUGGAGAAACUUCAGGAGCUGAGUCACAUACUGUCCAAACUGCAGCUGCUGGAGUGGGUCAGCUCCGAGUCCGUCACCUCCAUCCUCCACAAGCUCAUCGAGCAGCGGAUGGAACAGCACUGCCGAGGCGAGUACGAAUGCUCCUUCCUGCUGGAGUUCCAGGAGUGGCUGGAGCUCGUGCUCGGCUGGCUCAGCAAAGUGUUCGCAAGUGAGGCCGACACAAACGGUCCAGUACGCAGUCCCAGUGUUCCCAGUGCCAGCUCCAUCCUGAAGCAGUGGAGAUGUCACAUGCACCAGUUCUUCUGCAGGAUCUAUGUGAACAUGAGGAUCGAGGAGCUCUUCAGCAUCAUCAGAGAUUUCCCAGAAUCCAAAGCUGCCAUCGAGGACCUGAAGUUUUGUCUGGAAAGAACGAACCAGAGGCAGCAGCUUCUCACAUCGUUAAAAUCUGCUUUCGAGAGUCGACUCCUGCAUCCAGGCGUUCACACGUCCGACAUCCUCACAGUUUACAUCUCUGCCAUCAAGGCCCUCAGAGAGCUGGACCCGUCCAUGGUCAUCCUGCAGGUCGCCUGCCAACCGAUCCGCAAAUACCUCAGGACUCGUGAGGACACAGUGAGGCAGAUCGUGGCUGGACUCACCGGAGACGCAGAGGGCUGCACUGAUUUGGCGUCCGAGCUGUCCAGAGGAGACCCGGUGACUCUGGAGAUGCAGGACAGUGACGAGGAAGGCAACGACCCAGAGGACUGGACUCCUGACCCCACAGAUGCCUUGCCAGAUAAAAUGGGCUCCAAACGUCGGUCGUCAGACAUCAUCAGCCUGCUGGUCAGCAUCUACGGCAGCAAGGACAUCUUCAUAGACGAGUACCGGGCCGUCCUGGCUGACCGACUGCUGCACCAACUCAACUACAACACUGCCAGGGAGAUUCGUAACGUGGAGCUGCUGAAGCUCCGGUUCGGGGAGUCUCACAUGCAUUACUGUGAAGUCAUGUUGAAGGACAUGGCGGACUCCCGCAGGAUCAACACUAACAUCCGCGAGGAGGAGUCGAGGCUCGGCGAGGACGAGCAGCCGCCGCUCUCGUUGUCUGCCAUCAUCCUGUCAUCAGAGUUCUGGCCUCCGCUGAAGGAGGAGAAGCUGGAGCUGCCGCCGCCAAUCUGCCAGGCCAUGGAGGCGUACACCCACCGCUACGAGAAGCUCAAGGCCAUGAGGACACUGAGCUGGAAGCCUCACCUGGGUUCAGUGACUCUGGACCUGGAGCUGGAGGAUCGGACGCUCACCAACCUCACCGUGUCGCCCAUUCACGCAGCCAUCAUCCUGCACUUCCAGGACAAGAGCUCUUGGACACUGGAGGAGCUGAGCGUGAAGCUGGGAGCUCCGAAGGAUCUGGUGCACCGGAAGAUAGCUCUGUGGCAGCAGCACGGUGUGCUGAAGGAAGAGGCGGGGGGGCGCUACUAUGUGGUGGAGACGGGCUCGUCCAAAGAGAAGCUGGAGAGGAGCGUGAUGCUGAUCGACAGCGACGAGGAGAGAGACUCCAACACAACCACCCAGUCUGAGCAGAGGGAGGAGAAGCUGCAGCUGUUCUGGGCCUACAUUCAGGCCAUGCUGACGAACCUGGACAGCAUGACUCUGGACAGAAUCCACUCCAUGCUGCGGAUGUUCGUGGCCACAGGACCCGUGGUGACAGAGAUGGACGUGAACGAGCUGGAGGCCUUCCUGCAGAGGAAGGUCCGGGAGCAUCAGCUGAUGGUCUCUGCAGGUGUGUACAGACUCCCCAAGUCCAACUGAUGAUGUGUUCAGGUUCUGUGAGAAAUCUUCUCACAGUCCCAGUUCUUCAGACUGUCUCCUGUUUGUCUGUCUGGUUUUUCAAAAUAAAGGCACUUUACGCCUUCCUCUGCAGCUGAAAAUGUAAAAGUGAAAGUUCUUGGUGUCG